ACGUGCGCCGAGCAAACCAACCUUACCAACCCGCCAACCGUCAGUGGUGCGCGCGGAUCGGUUGCGCGCGGUGGUGACACGUGGUAAUUGACAAAGUGUAGUUUGAUCGUGAGCAUUACGUGCGGGUGAACGAGACAGAUAUGGCAAGCCACGAUGUCGGCAUCGGCGACUUCGUGUUGCUGGACGAAAUCACGGUCGAGCGCGUGGUGGACAACCUUAGGACAAGAUUUAAUGGGGGAAAAGUUUACACUUAUAUUGGUGAAGUUUGUGUGAGCGUUAAUCCUUACAAAAGCACCAAUAUUUAUGAUGUGGAUCAGAUUAAUAAGUACAAAGGGAGAGAACUGUUCGAGAACCCUCCGCACAUUUUCGCGAUCGCGGAUGCGGUGCAUAAAGAGAUGAAGCAACAGGGCAGAGACACCUGCAUAGUCAUAAGUGGCGAGUCGGGUUCUGGUAAAACAGAAGCUAGCAAAAUUAUCAUGAAGUACAUCGCCGCUGUAACCAACCUUAGCGGUCAGCAGGAGAUUGAGAGAGUGAAAAACAUUCUCAUCCAAUCGAACUCGAUAUUGGAGGCAUUCGGCAAUGCCAAAACAAAUAGAAAUGACAAUUCAUCACGUUUCGGAAAGUACAUGGACAUCAAUUUUGAUUUCAAGGGAGAUCCCAUCGGCGGCCACGUGACUAAUUAUCUCCUCGAGAAAUCGCGGGUGGUCUAUCAGCAAAAAGGAGAACGCAAUUUUCACUGCUUUUAUCAGUUAUUGAACGGCUGCAGCGAGGCUGAAUUGAAUAAGCUACGUUUAGUCCGCGAUCCGGCGGCUUAUUAUUUCAUCGAUAAUGGAAAAAAUAAUAAGACGACCUUCUCUGAUAGAAAUGAUUACAAAACUGUUUGUAGUGCCAUGUUUACUCUUGGAUUCUCUGCGAAUGAGACGCAUACCAUAUGGAAUGUUAUCGCUGGUAUCUUACAUCUGGGUAACAUCACUUUCAGGCUGGAUGAUGACAAACUUAUAAUCGGGAAUAAUAGUGCUUUGAACGACACCGCUAACUUGUUCUCCAUCAACUCAAAAGAUUUGAGCACUGCUCUCUCGCAAAGAGUCAUAGCAGCGGGUGGAGAAGUCAUGCAAAAGACUCACACUUUGAUCGAAGCUGAAUACGGUCGAGAUGCAUUAGCGAAAGCUAUAUAUGAGCGAUUGUUCACGUGGAUAGUAUCGCUCGUCAAUGGAUCCAUCAACGUAAAUAACAGCGAUGACAUGAGGAGAUACGGAACACUGAUCGGUGUGCUUGAUAUUUACGGUUUUGAAAUCUUCGAUGUAAACAAUUUUGAGCAGUUUUGUAUCAAUUAUUGUAACGAAAAGCUACAACAGCUUUUUAUCGAGUUGGUUCUCAAACAAGAGCAAGAAGAAUACCAUAAGGAAGGGAUAGAAUGGCAAAACAUUGAAUAUUUCAAUAAUCAAAUCAUUUGCGAUUUAGUCGAGCAAGCUCACAAGGGAAUGAUAGCGAUCAUGGAUGAAGCUUGCCUCAAUGUCGGGAAGGUCACCGAUGAGAUGCUUCUCGAUGCAAUGGAUAAGAAAUUAGUGGACCAUAAACAUUAUAGUUCUCGACGAUUAAAACCGAUGGAUAAAGAAUUGGAACAUAGGACACAAUUUAAAAUCAAACAUUAUGCUGGCGAUGUGAUUUAUAAUAUUAAUGGUUUCCUUGACAAGAACAAAGAUACGCUCUUCAAAGAUUUUAAACGUCUGUUAUAUCCAAACGUAAUUAGCAAAAUGUGGCCUGAAGGUGCUCAGAAUAUUUUAAAGACGACAAAGAGACCUUUAACUGCUGGUACGUUGUUCCGAAAUUCUAUGAUCGCACUAGUGAAGAAUCUAGCAAGUAAAGAACCGUUUUAUGUCAGAUGCAUAAAACCUAACGAAGUAAAGUCUCCAGUCGUGUUCGAUGAUGAGAGAGUAAAUCAUCAAGUGAGAUACUUGGGACUUGUGGAGAACAUAUUGGUGAGACGAGCUGGUUUUGUUUACAGACAACGAUACGACAGAUUUCUAAAAAGGUAUAAGAUGAUAUCGCAGUAUACAUGGCCAAACUUCCGAGGCGAACGUGAUAUGGAUGGCGUACGCACAUUGAUGAAUGAGAAACACUUCUCGGACGACGUUAAAUACGGUCAUACGAAGAUAUUUAUUCGCUCGCCACAGACUUUAUUUGCAUUAGAAAAGAUGCGCAACGAUUUGAUACCAGGCGUCGUGAUUCUUCUACAAAAGCAAUGGCGAGGAUAUAUCUGCCGUCAGAAAUACAAGAAGAUGAGGGCCGCGUUGAUACUGAUGGAGCAUUACAAAAGAUACAAACGACGUAUUUAUAUCAAGCAACUCGAGAGAACAUUCAGAAACGCUAAAAAUCUUCGAAGUUAUGGCAAGACUUUACCGUGGCCACGCGAAAAUUUCGCUGUGAGACACGUGGUAUCCGCUUUGAGGAAUAUAUACGCGAGAUGGUGGGCGUGGAUGAUACUUAGAGCAAUUCCUCGGGAAGAUUGGCCGCAACUUCGAUUGAAAAUGGCAGCGAGCGCUGUGUUGCGCUCGAAGCGAUCUUACUGGGGCCAGGAUCGUCGCUGGGAUGGAAACUAUCUGUGCAAACCGGACGAGAAUUCUCAAAGUGAUGUUUUCAACUCAUCGAUAAACAAUCUACGAAACACUGAUCAUUUCAAAACCGUUCUAUUCAGCGCAUUUAUUAGAAAGACUAACAGGUACAACAAGCCAGCGGAUCGUGUUUUAGUAGUGACGGAACAUAUCGUAUAUAAGCUUGAUGGCGUCAAGUUUAAGAAUAUGAGAAAAGGCAUGCCGAUAGCGGAGAUCACCGGUCUAAGUGUUUCGCCUGGAAAGGAUCAACUUAUCACGAUUCACUCGAAUCGCGGAAAUGAUUUCAUUCUAUCGAUCAUCGCCAAAGACGAUAGGGUCGGAGAACUAGUCGGCAUACUGAGCAACCGAUACUAUCAACUGCGUGGCGCCGACCUGCACGUCACAGUGGACAUAAAGUUCAAGUGCAUGCUAGGUAACAAGAGUAAAUUAUUAUAUAUUGAGGUGAUGCCUGAUGUCAUCGAGCCUACAUUCAAGAAGGAUGGUAAUCAAAUCAUUUAUGCCAUUCCACCAUCGGUGGGUAUCAUCGAUGGUGGUAUUAAUAAAAGACAAUAGAUCCAUAUUGAUUAGUUAUAAAGUCUGACGGCUUACUUGAGACUGUAUCAUAACAAAAUAUAUUGAAUAUAUUUUUUGAUAAUAUACUGUUGUGUGAAACAGUAUAUUAUUAAAUGUGUGCCGUUGUGCAAUUAUUUUACGGAAAGCUGGUUAGCGAUUUCGUAAAAUAAUAUCCAGUAUUCGCAUUUGAGUCUUUCCCGGUUGAAUCGAUCGUUUUGCAUAUAUUUUUCACGCAGUAUUAAUCAUGUUGUGACGAAUGUCAAUGCAAUUUUAUUAUGACAUGUAUGACGAAAGUAACUAUAUACUGUUACAUAAUCAAAGUAAAUGUGAUGUCCGAGUUCUGGUUAAUUAUAAUAUACAUAUUAUAUUAUUAUAGGCAUUGACAUAUAUUAUUGCAGCCGAAAAUUCAAGUGCAGGUCGCGAAAAUAAUUUUGAUAAGAACAUUAAUAAGAAUUAUCACUUAAAAAAUUUACUAAUUUUUUUUUUCAACAAUAUGAUGUCAUACAGCAUUAUAACUUCUGACUUUUUAUUAUAACUUUAAAAGUUAUCUCUUUGUCUUAUGUUUUAAUGGUUUCAACGAAGAAACAUUUUUUAAUAUUUUUUGAAGAAUAAACGCUAAAAGUUUGAAAUGUUGUCAAUUGUAGUACCUGCAUAAUAGAUAUACUUGUCAAGAAUAUGUAUAAAAAAAAAAGAGAUUGCAGUACAAGUUAAUUACAUAUGCAUACAUAAUGUAUACAAGUCACUUGCAUGGUAUUAAAGUGUACGAGAAAUUUGGCUUUCCGUAUGCGAUAUAUUCCAUCGGGUAUUGCGCACAUAACGCAUUUCUCUGUAAAUACUCUAUAAUGUAUUAUAAAUAUUGUUAGCUUAUAUAUAAUGUGCGUUGUAAGAGAGAUCACAGAUUUGUAUGCGUCUGUGUAAGAGAGGACGAGAUGUGAAAUCCACAAAUUUUAUCGGAAUACAACAGUGAACAGCGGCAGAUUAUGUGAGAUAACUUAUGACAUCUAAUUUAUAUGAGAUAACUAAAAUGCUACUGUCAUAUAAUGGUAUUAUACAGAAUGUUUCUCAUUAACCGCAAUUGUACUGUAAGCUUGUGGCCUUCUAUACUUAUUACAGAUUGAAAUAUUUUUUAAAGACUUUUACAUGAACUCAUAGAUAUGCAAACAGCAGUACGACAAAGCAAAUAUAUAUAUAUAUUUAUAUAACUACAAAAACAAUGCGACAAAAUAUAUAUGCACCCAUAGUGCCUGCUAACUUGACACAAAAUGGAACGAAAAUUAAUUGCGUCCUUUUCGAAGAGAAGUUUUGAAUCUUUCGUGUACUUAGAUUUAGAGAGAUUUACUGUGUAUAGAAAAUAUAUAUGAUCAAGCUUAAUCAAAAUACAUAUAUAUUAUUUUACGAUUAUUUCGAUGUUACUUCAAUUAACAUGUUGAGGAACUUGUUAUACAUUGCCAUAGAGUCCAUUAAUCCGGUACUUAUGCAUUUAUGAAAUAUUCAUUAAAAACAAGAUAGUUUGCUUUUUUUUUAAUUCAUGUAUAUUCGUAGAACAGAGUUUACUUUAUUUUCAUCGGCGAUUGUAAUCGUAAAGCGCUUUAAAACACAUUGAGGAAUGUGCCAUUGUUAGAAAAUAAAGUGGAAUUUUCAUCUUG
This is a messenger RNA of Acromyrmex echinatior (Panamanian leafcutter ant), 4810 nucleotides long. It is a transcript of the gene Myo31DF, whose product is annotated as Unconventional myosin ID. Lineage: Eukaryota; Metazoa; Arthropoda; Insecta; Hymenoptera; Formicidae. The record is from RefSeq and is a predicted model, not a curated record. Gene Ontology annotation, biological process: endocytosis; actin filament organization; actin filament-based movement. Gene Ontology annotation, cellular component: cytoplasm; actin cytoskeleton; microvillus. Gene Ontology annotation, molecular function: actin filament binding; ATP binding; microfilament motor activity.